UUGUCCUCAAAAGGACUUCCUUUCGUCUGUGCCGCGUAUCCGACCGUCCUGAGUCUCGGAUUCGUUCUGUUCGGGAGAUUCUGCGGCGCCAUUCGUUCUCCCUCGAUCUAUCGCUUCUGCCGCGCAACGGGGAGAGAGAGUCUUCUGCGUACAUCUCGCUGCUCUCUCUCCCUUUUGCCGUCGAAGCAGACUUAAACCAUAUCCCAGUGGCACAACAGCUUGUUUUUCGUCUCUAGCAAGCUUAAAGGUCCAUGGUAGGCUUCUCGCCGUCGGCCUCACCGCGUCUCUUUUCCUCGUUUUCGUUCCUUCUCUUUCUCUGCUCCCCUUCCCGACACAUUCUUUGCUGUUUUCCUUGUUCCUCUUUCUCUCAUUUCUUCGUCUUUCCCCACGCUCCGGUCUUCUUCAGCCCGCGAUCGAUGUCCGCGGUCUCUCCUCAACGUCGACUGUGACGAGGUCUUCACGUACCUUUUUGCUCCAGAGCCUCUCGUUUUCUUCUUCUUCUCUCCAACAAUCUUUGUGUCCUCCUGCCUUCCCUCCUCCUCUUGCGACUGUUUCCUAAACAGGUAUCUGCUUCGCACGAUGUCUGAGUUCAACCUGGGGGCUUUGGACCCCCUCGUUUCUUCUCUUCCUGCAGAACACUCUGCCAAUUCUUCUUCCUCCUCCCUCCCCUCUUCUUCCUCUUCUUCCUCUUCUUUCUCUUCGUCUGACGUUUCAGCGAAAGACAAGACAAGAGGAGUGGUAGGAGCUAAGGAAGAGAGGCAAGGGGCUUCUGAGGAGAGGGGAGAACAGGCGGUGCAUGCAGAGAGCGAAGAGGAAGGACGGCAGCGAGAGCGAGAAGGACGCGCGAGAGCCCGCGAACGGUGGCGAGGCGUCCUCGGCUCUGAAGAACUUCUGACAGAAAGAGACGAAGGCGUCCUCGCGAGUUUGGAAACGAAAGAACCUUCCAUUCUAGACGAAGUCUGCAGAUACUGGCUGCACGCUGUCGGAUGCUCCACCACAGACAGAACAGUGGCGCGCCUCGUUUCGGUGUCUGUACAGCUGGCGCUGGAGCACAUCAUCGACGACGCAAAACUGUUUUACUUCUGUCGCCGUGCUGUGGAGGGGAGAGCUCGCGAGAGUUCGCAGGGAAGAGACAGAGGCCCCCGCGGCGGCGGCGCCGGAGGUUUUCCUAGUUCUCUCUUGAGUGUCAAGACACCUGGAGAUUACCGUGAACUGGACCUGGAGAGCUUCUGUCAAGCUUUUCGCAAGAACGGGGACAGUCUGGUUGGACCUAAUCUGGACCUCUUCCUCGACGCUUCUUCUGCCCCCCUUCCGUCGACUAUUUCCUCGUCUCUUUCUUCUUCUUCCCUCUCUGCUGCACCGAGUUCUUCCUCUGCUUCAUCUUCUUCUGCAUCUCCUUAAUGUCCGCGUUCCACUCUUCCGACUCCGUUGCUCGGUCAUCGUCGCCGAGUUUCAUUCCCUCAGUUGUAUUCUCUCUCGUAUAUCUCGACGGUUUCUGCCCUCUUGCUUCUCUUCUUCUCCGUUAUCCUUCUCUCCGCCUUGUGUCCUCGUGUUCUCGCCUCUCGGCGCUUUUUAUCUCCUUUUCUUCUCCCUUGUCUUCUUCGCUUCUCCCUUUCUUCUCUCUCUCUUGUUUCCUUCGUCUCUUCCUCUCCUUUGCGGCUUCGCUCGUCUCCGUCCAUCCGUUUUUUGUCUUUUCCCUGCAUGCCGCUGGCAUUUCCUCCCCUUUCUCGUCCUUCCUGCUUGUCUUCCCGUUCUCCUUGCCGAAGGUGUUCGCAUUUCUCGCCUCCUUUUCUUUCCUUCGUCUGUAAAACUUUCGACUUUUGGCUGCACAGAACGAGUUGUGGGGGAGAUCUGGAGAGAGACCGCUUCUCUUCUUUCUUUCCCCACUGAAGAAGAAGCAAAAGGAGAACACCUACACACUGAGUGGCAUUCCACCUCGAGUGUACGUCCACUUGAGAGCUAUAACUUGCUUGUAACCUUUUCAAUGUCAGUGGACGCCCCUCCAGUUCUUCCUCUCUCUCUAUAAAAAACAUGUACAUAUGGCUAUCCCCUAUCAAUCAUAUGUAUUGAUGUUUUCUGUCUAUCCAAGUGCAUAAAUACAUACAUAUAUAUAUAUAUAUAUAUAUGUAUAUAUAUGUAUUUGUCAUGUAAGUGUACGUAUAUUUGAAUCUACAUAUAUGGGUAGAUGCAUGCGCAGGUCUGCUGAUGUAAGGAAAUUUCCCUGGGGAUUUGGGAAGUUUCUAACAGACUUCGGAUGUCGUUCUUCUUUUUUCUCUUUGCGUUUUCAGGUGCAUGCGUAGAUAGCUUUUUUUUCGACACUUUGUCCUCUCCCUACGCGUUUCAUUUCUUCCACUUUUAUGUCGAUGAGAUCAACUGAGAAAGCACCUAAAGCUUUCAAACGUUCACAGCGCCCUUGUCGUGUUUCAGACUUCUUUCUGUUUUCGACGCUUCUGUUCUCAUCCUGAGUCUCUUGGGUGUCGUUUGCCGGCGGUCGUCACUUUCGCCCCCACUCUUCGUUCUUGCCUGAUUGCCGACCAUAUCCUUUUUUCCCCAUUUCGUCUCUCUAUUCCUCUGUCUGUUGCUUCUUAUGUCUUCCUCUGUCUGGGCUCUCUUCAGUCUAUCGUUUUGCCGGUGUUUCUGCCUCUCCUCCCUGCUUGCUCUCUCUCUCUCUUUCACUUCACUUUUCUCGAUGCUUUUCUUGUUCUCGUCUCUUUCUCUCUGCAAUCCUCCGCGAACACACCGAGCCAGACACGCAGUAGCACUGACGGUAUGGACGCAGACACAGAGUGAUAAGUUCAAGGCGGCGAAGAUAUUUAGCAACGCAAAAGU
This is a messenger RNA of Toxoplasma gondii ME49, 2829 nucleotides long. RefSeq lists its product as hypothetical. The record is from RefSeq and is a predicted model, not a curated record. Gene Ontology annotation, cellular component: nucleus. NCBI's taxonomy places the organism in Eukaryota, Apicomplexa, Conoidasida, Eucoccidiorida, Sarcocystidae. The transcript has 3 exons. Gene Ontology annotation, biological process: DNA-templated transcription initiation. Bases 580 to 1401 code for a protein of 273 amino acids.